CCGGCCAGGGAGGGACGGACUUCCGGUUGCCUUCACUGGGUGAAAGGUGGACGAAAAGUCGUUUGUCCUCUUCCCUCCUGUGUAUUUUGUUCACCGUCGCCCCGCGGUUGUUUUUCGGAGUGGCCAUGCUUCCAAACGGCGGGAAGUUGGCAGGCCGCACGCUGUUCAUCACGGGCGCAAGCCGUGGCAUCGGCAAGGCCAUCGCCCUGAAGGCCGCCAGAGACGGCGCCAACGUGGUCAUCGCCGCCAAGACGGCGCAGGCUCACCCCAAGCUGCCCGGCACCAUCUACAGCGCCGCGCAGGAGGUGGAGAACUUGGGCGGGAAAGCGCUGCCGUGCGUGGUGGACAUCCGAGACGAGCGACAAGUUGAAGACGCCGUUCGGAAAGCCGUUGACAAGUUUGGAGGCAUCGACGUCUUGGUGAACAACGCCAGCGCCAUCAGCCUGACGGGAACCUUGUCAACGCCCAUGAAGAAGGUGGACCUCAUGCUAGGAAUCAACCUGAGAGGAACAUACAUGACGUCCAAGAUGGUCAUUCCGCACCUGCUCAAGAGUUCGUCUGCACACAUCCUCAACUUGUCGCCGCCUCUCAACCUCAACCCCGUCUGGUUCAAGAACCACACAGCCUACACCAUGGCCAAGUACGGCAUGUCCAUGUGCGUCCUGGGGAUGGCGGAAGAGUUCAGAGGUCAAAUCGCCGUGAACGCCCUUUGGCCGAGAACCGCCAUCCAGACGGCGGCCAUGGACAUGCUGGGCGGCGAAGGCGUGGCCAAGCAGUGUCGUACUGCGGACAUCAUGGCGGACGCCGCCUACGCCGUCCUGACGCGGCCCAAAACCUUUACCGGUCACUUCCUGGUGGAUGAGGACGUUCUGCGGGAGGAGGGGGUGCGAGACAUGGAUCAGUACGCCGUCCAGCCAGGUCACCCGCUCCUGCCCGACUUCUUUCUAGACGAGACCCCCGAGGCGCUGGCCCAGCAAAUGGAGCAACACGGGGCGACACCCGCCUUCAAGCCGCCGUCCGCGUCGGCCACGUCUUCUCCCGGCGGCCCCAUAGAAAGCACGUUUGAGGUGAUCCGAGGCGUACUCAACGAGGAUCUGGUUAAGUCCACCAAGGCGCUCUACCGGUUUGACCUUUCAGGAGAACACGCAGGGGUUUGGUUCCUGGACUUGAAGAGCGGGGCGGGCAGCGCGGGGCCGGGCCAGCCGCACGCCGAGCCCGACGUGGUCAUGACCAUGGACUCGGCCGACUUUAGCAAAAUGUUUGCGGGCAAGCUGAAGCCGACGAUGGCGUUCAUGUCGGGGAAGCUUCGCAUCGCCGGCGACAUGACGCUCGCCAUCAAGCUGGAGAAGAUGAUGGGCCGCAUGUCCAAGCUGUGAUGUCAUCAGGUAAUGAUGAUAUCCUCACGUCAAUAAAAGUCAAAACGAGAAGC
This is a messenger RNA of Syngnathus acus (greater pipefish), 1429 nucleotides long. RefSeq names its product hydroxysteroid dehydrogenase like 2 (gene hsdl2). Lineage: Eukaryota; Metazoa; Chordata; Actinopteri; Syngnathiformes; Syngnathidae. The transcript is spliced from 11 exons. The record is from RefSeq and is a predicted model, not a curated record. Gene Ontology annotation, cellular component: mitochondrion. The coding region runs from base 126 to 1376 and encodes 416 amino acids.